CGCGCGGAGUGGCGGACGCCGGGCGCCUCCCGGACGCGGCUGGGCCGGGCUCCCCGGUCACCCGGAGGCGACGGCGCGGGGCCCUGAGGACUGCGGCGGACGUGGCCGCGGGCUGUCCCGGUCCUUGCAGCCCGGGGCGGGCGGCGGACGCGGGCGGGCGACCCUCCGGCUGUUCCUGGGCCAGGUUCCUGCAGUGAGUUUGCUUCAGCAAACCUUUUGAUGCCUGGCCUUCCUAUCCGGAUUAUAUAAAGUCUUGUUUAGAAAAUGGGUCCUGCAGGACGCCUUGUGACCAUCAAAAGGAGUGGGGUGGACGGUCCCCACUUCCCACUGAGCCUCAGCACCUGCUUGUUCGGAAGGGGUAUUGAAUGUGACAUUCGAAUCCAGCUCCCUGUGGUGUCAAAGCAGCACUGCAAAAUUGAAGUCAGUGGGCAGGAGGCGACACUGUUUAAUUUCAGUUCCACCUGUCCGACCCAAGUGAACGGGGCUGUCGUUGCGGAGCCCGUACACCUUAAGCACGGCGAUGUGAUCACGAUUGUCGAUCGAUCUUUCAGGUAUGAAAAUGAAAGUCAUCGGAAUGGAAGCGAGUCGACAGAAUCCCCGGGACAAAAACGCAAACAGGAUUCUCUGCAUCGGGUCUCAAGGUCUAGCUUCUCUUCUGACCCUGAUGGGAAAAUUCAAGAUUCCAAUGCCCAUUCCAAACUCUGUGAAGAAAAUGUUUCCGGAAGUCCUCUGGUACACGUCAAGAAUGGCAAACCAGCCGCCCCGGAUGGUCCCAAAGAUCACGCUGCUAGAAAAUCCCUUAAUGCUGUCCGUUCCUCAGAACUUCCUGGAGAAAACUUCAGAAAUGCAAUGGAUCCUACAGCCAGGGAUUUUAAGGAAGAUUCCAGUGUUGUCUUAGUGAGCUGUCAUGGAGAACUGAAGACUUUCCCCUCUACAUGGUGUCCUGAGAAUAGUGAAAACCAGGAGUCUCCCUUUAGGGAGCUUUACGAGUCAAUGAAGGAAGAGUUUGACAUGAAAUCAGGAAAAGGAAUUGUUCCACAGAGUGGGAAAAAGUCGGGGCCCCAGAGUCAUUGUGCAUCAGAGAACGAAUGUUCAGGUGAGCUACAAGACAGGACACAAGUCCUGGUCUCACGUAAAUCCAGACCGAGGUCGGGUCGAUUCACCCCAGUGAAGGCAGACCCUGCUUUGGGAGAACAAGGAAUUAGCCAGACAGAGGACAGGAGAAAGGAUGUGGAAGCCCUUCAGACUCCCAAGGAGACCACGGGUCCCAGCAUCCCUCCUAAGGAGACGACAAGAACCGAGACCCCGGUCCAUCAUUCUCCUCACCAUUCCUCACAAAAACGUCGGAGUGAAGACCUGCGUGUUCCCAGGGGAAGUGAACCCGUGAAUCCAGCUCAAAGGGACAGCUUCGGGACAGAUAACAAGACACUCACUCCUUGGAAGUUCUUAGCCAGAAAUCCAACACCCACUAACGUUGAAAAUGCUGAUAAUUUUGGAGCAACACCAGAAAAACGCUUGUCCAAGAAGAGGGCGAGUGUUCCCUCCAGUGUGGACGUUCUUGCCUCAGAACCAGAAUCUCAGACUCCCACUGUUUUAGCUCCACUGCCCAUUCAAGUUGAAAGGAAGAUUCAGAGCAUUUCCGUGCACCAGCCUGAGAGAGGGGACGCCACCACCGGGCCUUCGAGCUCUGGGUUCCCGGGCCGUAGUUCAGUUGAUAGCAGCAGCUCUGGUGACUCCAUUAAUAAGAUUGAGGGAACGCCCCUGAAAAGAAGGCGGGUCUCCUUCGGUGGUCGUCUGAAGCCCGAGCUAUUUGAUGAGAACUUACCUCCUAAUACACCUCUCAAGAGAGGAGAGACCCCGAGGAGGUCUCUCAUCAGCCACACUCCAGCUGUCCUGAAGAAAAUCAUCAAGGAAUACCCUCAACCAUCAAGAAAAGAAGAUUCUUCAGAAAUCCAUUUGGAAGUUUGCGCACAAGACCAGCGUAAGGGAUCUCCAGCUCGGAAUCUGACGAGAACUUCUCCAGUGGCAAAUGACACCCGCCGUAGGUCGUCCAAGUUGCCCUCCGUCUCCAGGGGCAGCGCAUCUCCUCAUCCCACAGACACUCCCAAGAGGGGAGGCAGGAAGAGCGGCACCUUGCCUUCGAAGAGAGCUUCCAUCGAUCGGAGCCAACACGAGCUAUUGCAGAGGAUCUAUUCCAGAAGAAGGAGCGGCGCUUCUGAAGCCAAUUUAAUCGUGGCAAAAUCGUGGGCAGACGUCGUAAAACUCGGAGCCAAACAAACACAAGCUAAAGUGGUUAAACAUGGCCCCCAGAGGCAGCCUACCAAAAGGCACAAGAGAACGACCACUCCAAAGAAGCCUGUUAGCAACGUUCACAGUCAGUUCAGCACAGGCCAUGCCAACUCUCCUUGUACCAUAAUAAUAGGGAAAGCUCACAUCGAGAAGGUACACGUGCCCGCUCGGCCCUACAGAAUGCUCAACAACCUUGUGUUCAACAAGAAAAUAGACUUUAAUGAAGAUCUUUCAGGGUUAACUGAAAUGUUCAAGACUCCAGCCAAAAAGAAGCCACAAACAAUGAGCCCAUGCCCCAAGGCUUUUUCAAAUUCAGAGGACUUCAUCGGAAAGGAGUUUGAAGUACCCAAUUCGGGAGAAAAACCUCCGCUGUGCACUUCAGUAAAUUUUGGAGAAAAUGUAUUGCGCAUGACUCAGAGUAAACCUCAAGAGCCAUCCGAUCACAGUCCUGCCAGCCCUCCCCUCAGAAGACCGGCUAUUCGAGUAAAUGCAAACAUCGAGAAGACUCCAGGGUCGGAGGCAGAGCCUCUGAAGGCGGCGUCAAGCGCAAACAGGUUUGGAAGGUCCACGGAGCUUAGAAACACACAGAUGCCAGGUCCAAGGCACAGCGACGAAGAAGCAAACACAGACACUGCUGAGAACACGUCAGGGCGACGUCUGAGGAAAACUCCACAGCGAGGACAGAAACCAGAGGGAGCGACUGAGGAACGAGAGAGCUGUUUUGACACAUGUGAGAAAGCUAUCAAAUCAGAAGGUAGUUCUGAAAAGAUGGUGGCUGUGAGGAGAUCAAGAAGAUAUUCAGAGCAAAGAUGGGAUCCGAUAGCCAACCUGACCACCCUCAAGAGACAGCAGGACACAGAACCCAAGGAAGACCUGGGGGGCAUCCAAAAUCUCCCCCAAACCCCUACUCACGCCCAGGAACCAAUGGACGUGGGAAACAAAACCACAGAAAAGUGUCAGAAAUCUUCAAAACCAGAACUAGUUGGCAUGCCAGCCAGGAUGAACAUAGAGCUGAAGACCCCUCCCCAGAAAGUGGACCUAGAGGAAGAGCCCUCAGCUCUUAGGAAGUCCAUGCAAAGGCCAGGGGAAAACAUCGCUGUGCCUGGAGAACCAGAAGAUGGUGAUGAAGACAUCAAAUUGUUUAACGGAACCCCGAAGCAGAAAGUGCGCUCUGCAGAAAAUGUCACUGGAAGCAAGAGGAGGUCAAGAACACCCAAGAGAAAUGCCCCGUCCUUAGAAGACCUGGUUGGCCUCAGAGAGCUCUUCCAAACGCCAAACCACACAGAAAGACCAAGGACUGACAGCAAAACCACCACAGUCCCCUGCAAAUCUCCACUAGCAGAUCCAGUCAACACGCCAACAAGUAGAAAGAGGCAGUUCGAGACCCCUCCCCAGAAAGCGGACCUAGAGAAGGAGCCCUCAGCUCUCAGGAAGCCUACCCGAGUGCCAGGGGAAAGCAUUCCUUCACAUGGAGAACCAGGAGGUAGUGAUGAAGACAUCAAAUUGCUAAACAGAACCCCAAAGCAGGAAGUGCACUCUGCAGAAAAUGUCACUGGAAGCAAGAGGCGGUCAAGAACACCCAAGAGAAAUGCCCCAUCCUUAGAAGACCUGGCUGGCCUCAGAGAGCUCUUCCAAACUCCAAACCACACAGGAAAACCAAGGACUGACAGCAAAACCACCAAAGUCCCUUGCAAAUCUCCACUAGCAGAUCCAGUCAACACGCCAACAAGUAGAAAGAGGCAGCUCGAGACCCCUCUCCAGAAAGUGGACCUAGAGGAAGAGUCCUCAGCUCUCAGGAAACCCACCCGAACACCAAGGAAAGCCAUGCCCUCACACAGAGAACCAGAAAGUGGUGAUGAAGACAUCCGCUUGUUCAAGGAAAGUCUGAAGCAGAAAAUGACCCCUGCAGAAAAUGUUACUGGAAGCAAGAGGCAGUCAAGAAUGCCCAAAAAAAUGGUCCAGUCCUUAGAAGAACUGGAGGGCCUCAAAGAGCUCUUCCAAACCCCAGAGCACACCCAGGACCCAGUGACUGAUGACAGAACCACCACACUCCCCUGCAAAUUGCCACUAGCAGAUCGAGUCAACACACCAACAAGUAGAAGGCAGCCCAAGACCCCUCCCCAGAAAGUGGACAUAGAGGAAAAGCCCUCAGCUCUCAGGAAGUCCACCCAAAUGUCAGGAGAAAGUGUGCCCUUAUACAAAGAACCAGGAGAUGGUGAUGAAGACAUCAGAUUGUUUAGUAGAAGUCUGAAACAGAAAGUGCACUCCUCAGAAAAUGUCACUGGAAGCAAGAGGCGGUCAAGAACACCCAAGAAAAUGGUCCAGUCCUUAGAAGACCUGGAUGGCCUCAAAGAGCUCUUCCAAACACCAAACCACACAGAUAAACCAAUGACUAACGAGAAAACCACCAAAGUCGCCUGCAAAUCUCCACUAGCAGAUCCAGUCAACACACCAACAAGUAAAGGGAGGCAGCUCAAGACACCUCACCUGAAAGGAGACCUAGAGAAAGAUCUCAGGAAGCCCACCCAAACACCUGGGGAAAGCACACACUCACACGGAGAACCAGGAAGUGGUGAUGAAGACAUCAAAUUGUUCAAGGAAACCCCAAAGCAGAAGAUGACCCCUGCAGAAAAUGUCACUGGAAGCAAGAGGCGGUCAAGAACAUCCAAGAGAAAUGCCCUGUCCUUAGAAGACCUGGCUGGCCUCAGGGAGCUCUUCCAAACACCAAACCACACAGAUAAACCAAUGGCUGAUGACAAAACCACCACAGUCCCCAGCAAAUCUCCACUAGCAGAACCAGUCAGCACACCAAGUAGGAGGCGUCAGUUCGAGACCCCUCCCCAGAAAGUGGACCUAGAGGAAGAGCCCUCAGCUCUCAGGAAGCCCACCCCAGCGCCAGGGGAAAACAUUCCUUCACACGGAGAACCAAGAGGUGAUGAUAAAGACAUCAAAUUGCUUAACAGAACCCCAAAGCAGAAAGUGCACUCUGCAGAAAAUGUCACUGGAAGCAAGAGGCGGUCAAGAACAUCCAAGAGAAAUGCCCCAUCCUUAGAAGACCUGGCUGGCCUCAGGGAGCUCUUCCAAACUCCAGAGCAUACCCAGGACCCAGUGACUGACAACAAAACCACCGAAGUUCCCUGCAAAUCUCCAUUAGCCGAUCCAGUCCACAAGCCAACAAGUAGGAGGCGGCUCAAGACCUCUCCCCAGAAAGUGGAGCUAGAGGAAGAGCCCUCAGCUCUCAGGAAGUCCAUGCAAAGGCCAGGGGAAAACAUCCCUGUGCCUGGAGAACCAGAAGAUGGUGAUGAAGACAUCAUAUUGUUUAACGGAACCCCGAAGCAGGAAGUGCGCUCUGCAGAAAAUGUCACUGGAAGCAAGAGGCGGUCAAGAACACCCAAGAGAAAUGCCCCGUCCUUAGAAGACCUGGUUGGCCUCAGAGAGCUCUUUCAAACGCCAAACCACACAGAAAGACCAAGGACUGACAGCAAAACCACCACAGUCCCCUGCAAAUCUCCACUAGCAGAUCCAGUCAACACGCCAACAAGUAGAAAGAGGCAGUUCGAGACCCCUCCCCAGAAAGCGGACCUAGAGAAGGAGCCCUCAGCUCUCAGGAAGCCUACCCGAGCGCCAGGGGAAAGCAUUCCUUCACAUGGAGAACCAGGAGGUAGUGAUGAAGACAUCAAAUUGCUAAACAGAACCCCAAAGCAGGAAGUGCACUCUGCAGAAAAUGUCACUGGAAGCAAGAGGCGGUCAAGAACACCCAAGAGAAAUGCCCCAUCCUUAGAAGACCUGGCUGGCCUCAGAGAGCUCUUCCAAACUCCAAACCACACAGAAAAACUAAUGGCUGAUGACAAAACCACCACAGUCCCCGGCAAAUCUCCACUAGCAGAUCCAGUCAGCACACCAAUGAGCAAAAGGAGGCGGCUCAGGACCCCUCCCCAGAAAGUGGAUCUAGAGGAAGAGCCCUCAGCUCUCAGGAAGUCCACCCGAACCCUAGGGGAAAGUGCGCCCUCACACAGAGAGCCAGGAGGUGGUGAUGAAGACAUCAGCUUGUCUAAGGAAACUCCAAGGAAGAAGCUAGACCACGUAGAAAACAUGAGCAGAAGCAAGAAGGGGAUAAGAACGGGUAAGGAAAAGGCCCAGUUCCUAGAAGACCUGGUCGGUUUUAAAGAGCUCUUCCAAAGCCCAGAGCACACCCGGGAACCAGCAGCUCUUGUCAAAAGCACAGUAAUGCCGGGCAGAUCUCCGCUGGCAGAGACAGUCAACAGAGCACCCCAGAGGAAGACGCAUCGGAAGAUGCCUCAGGGGACGGCGGACUCCGAGAGAGAGCUCGCACCUCUCGGGGAGCCCAUCCAAACGCCAGCGGAAGCCACACGCACACACAGAGAGUCGGGAGGUGCUGAAGCAGGCAUCCGCUUCUUCAAGGAAACCCCAAAGCAGAAGAUGGACCCUGCCGAAAAUGUCACUGGAAGCAAGAGGCGGUCAAGAACCCCCAAGAGAAAUGCCCCGUCCUUAGAAGACCUGGCUGGCCUCAGGGAGCUCUUCCAAAGCCCAGAGCGCCCCCAGCACCCAGUGACGGACGACAAAACCGCAGUCCCCAGCAAAUCGCCACUAGCAGACCCAGUCCACAAGCCGAUGAGUAGAAGGAGGCGACUCAAGACCUCUCCCCAGAAAGUGGACAUAAAGCAAGAGCCGUCAGCUCCCAGGAAGUCCACCCGAACGCGGGGGGCAAAGGCACAGUCGGACAGAGAGGCGGGAGGCCCUGAGGGAGACCUCGAACUGUUGGGUAAGCCUGCGGAGCAGGAAGGGCCUUCUGCGGAGAAUGGAGCUGGCAGCAAGAGGGGGUCAAGAACAUCCAAGAGAAAUGCCCCGUCCUUAGCCCUGGCCGGCCUCCGGGAGCUCUCCCAAACCCCAGAGCACACCCAGGACCCAGUGACUGACGACAAAACCACCCCAGUCCCCGGCAAAUCGCCACUAGCAGAUGCAGUCCACAAGCCAACAAGUAGAAGGAGGCACGUCAAGACCCUUCCCCAGCAGGCGGACGUGGGGCGAGGGCCAUCAGCUCUGCGGACGUCCACCCGACGGCGCGGGCCAAGUGUGGUCUCCAGCCAAGAACCCGCCGGUAGCGACAGAGACCUCAGGUGCGUGAAUGACGCCCCAAAGCAGACCCUGAGCCCUGCAGAGAACGGAAUGCUCCGGAAGAGUCGGCGAAGAGCACCUAAGGAAAAGGCCACGCCCCUGGAAGACCUGGCCGGUUCCCCGGAGCCGGAGCCGGAGCCGUGCCCCGGGCCCGAUCCCAGCCAGGAAGCCAGAGAGGACGCUGGUGGCGUCAGGGCGGCUCCCGUGCACCCUCCGGGCGGGAGGCAAGCUGUGAGCGUCCCGCAGAGGAGCCUCAGGGCCCGUCGGGCAACAGCCCAGGAAGACGGGGGGCUCCGCAGAGAGCCAGUCGGGUCUGGGAGGGAAAGAGGCGCUUCCCCACCCUCCAAGAGGGAAGGAGGAACCAAGGAAGGUUCCACGGGAGCAAAGAGGCUGCGCUCCGUGACCCCUGCCCAGGACGCGGAGGAGGAGAAGCCGCCCCAGAAGAGGAGGAGGGCAGCUCCCCAGGAGGGCUGUGACGCACCGGAGCCCCUGACAGUGAAGAAGAGUCUGAGGGUCGCAGCAGAGCCCAUGCGUCUCCCUGGAGACCCGCCCAGGAGCAGCAGGGAGGCUACACCGCGGGCAAGAGAAGCGGUCGGCUCGCCCCCGAGCCAUCAGGGAAGGUCCCUGCGCUCUAGACGUCCAAAUAAGACCGAGGCAGAAGGGCAAAGACCCAAGCCUGUUGUAACAGCGACAGAAAAGCCGAAAACAAAAAGAAGUGACAAGAAGCCCUUGAAGACAUCCCAAGAGACAGCGUUACAAAGCCCGGAAGACGGAGCCAAGCAAGCGGCAUCUGGGGGCAAAGCCCGGGGAAGCAGAAUGUGUCUGAGGUCUGCGAGACCCACUAGGAUGCCCUCGCCGGACGUCGCCGAGGAGAAGCAAAGGGAGAAAAGAGUGGGUGUCCAGGAGAAGAAGCAGGAGGAAGAAGUAAGGCAACCUUCAGACCCCAUGCGUUUGAGAUCUAGAAAAAUCACAGUCCCUCCUGGAGGAAAGGCUUUGGAGAGUGAACCCCAGCAGAGGGUAACUCGGAAUGCCAAGAGAUGCGCUGAAAAUAUAAAAAAGGAUGAUGACAAUGUGUGUAUCAAGAAAUUAAGAACCAGAAGUCGUCGGGACAAUGGAGAUAUUUAGCUGAGAAGUUGAAAAGGGAAAAAAUAAUAAGUGCAGUCUAGUGAUUUAUUCUAGUAUGUUAUUUGGGUAAAUUUGAAAGGGAAUUUUGUAAAUAAUGCUAUUCAGGUGUUUAAGGAAAGAAAGCGUAGAAUUUUCUGUCCCCGAGUGGUCUAUUCAUAAAGGCCACAUGGAGGUCACAAAGAGGACUGCUGGUCUCAUAAAGUGACAAAAAUAUCAAACUUGGCUUGGGGACGGGUGGGGGGCAGGGGUUGGGAUCCAGAAUAUGCAGUGAAAUGAAGCCGUGACAUUUGUCACCCCCGUCCGUCCUUGACGGCCCCACACGCCAGCACUUGCCGCGCUGCUCUGUAAAUGCUUUCUGGUGGCCCAUGUCCCGCGUCAGAAUGUGAAAACAGGGGCUUCUGUCCCUAGUCCCCAGCCCUGGGCAGGCACUCAGGAAACGCAAAUGAACGGGCCGAUGAACAAACUCCUCGGCUGUUUUUUUACCGGGGCGGGGAAGGGGGUUACACACUGGGUCCACUCAUAAGGGCUGUUGGUCCCCUGUAUGGGACAGUCCCAUUCUCAGGGUUCCCACCGUGGAAGGGAACAUGUGUGGGGCCUGGAGGACACUGGUGGCCCCAGCUGCAGGGUGUAGGGGUCACUGGUGUCUUACUUUUUCCGCUUCAAGCAUCUCUCUGACCUGGGACUGCUCACAUCUGAGAAGGCACCUGGUGCUGAGUCCCGGGACCGUGGGCCAGGGUGCCCCCAGCUCCGAAUGGCUGUAGCUCUCCUAGUUCCUUGCAUUUUCCUCUUACGUUUUCUGAGCUCUCCCGAAUCUGCGCCCACUAGCGCUUUCUCUGACUGCCCCUGCUGGCCACCUUCUUCCCAGCACGUCCCCUUGUUCAGGAAAUAACCAAAACCAUCUUCCAAAAGAAGGACCGUGACUCCCGCGCCGUCCACGCGAGCCACGGCCCCUUCGGUCUCAGACCCAGACAGCCACGUGCCGGGUGUCUCCACCUCCACGUUCCACUGUCCUGUGCCUCUCGUGUUCCCUGGAUGAGAAGACAGCACGCCGUCCCUCCGGUGCCCUGUCCAACCAGGUCGAAGUGGGGUUGGAAGACCAGGCAGGGGAGCUGUCCACUCUGUCCCUAUCUGUCCACUCUGACACCAUUGUGUCUGCGUGGAGCCAGGUGCUCGUAAUAAAUGUCUGCUGAAUGAA
Molecule: messenger RNA, 9745 nt
Organism: Mustela lutreola (European mink)
Lineage: Eukaryota; Metazoa; Chordata; Mammalia; Carnivora; Mustelidae
Gene: MKI67
Product: marker of proliferation Ki-67
Exons: 15
Coding region: 265-8550 (2761 amino acids)
Biological process (GO): regulation of mitotic nuclear division; regulation of chromosome segregation
Cellular component (GO): nucleus; chromosome
Molecular function (GO): protein binding
Source: RefSeq, a predicted model, not a curated record